CAUUCAUGUACUUGGCAUUGAAUCCUUGAAAAGGUGGAAUGCGGAAUCUGAUUGGCUGGAAGCUCGGGUAUGGACAGAUUCACGGUAUGUGAUUCGCUGAGAGGGAGAGCGGGGCGGGGCUAGUGCUGUAGCUUUUCAUGAGGCAUGUUUACAGCGCUGCUGUCAGAACGAGGGAGAGACCCAGGCAGAGAGGGAGAGAGAGAGAAUCAGGCGGAGAGAGAGAGAGCGAGAGAGAGAGAGAGAGAAAGAAUCAGGCGGAGAGAGAGAAAGAAUCAGGCGGAGAGAGAGAAAGAAUCAGGCGGAGAGGGAGAGACCCAGAGGAAUUGUUCCUGAGAUCAAAACAAGUUUCUCAGAGUCCCAGAGGAUGGAGUUUCGGCUCCCUGGUGUUUCUUCACUGGAGAAGUUUCUGUGUAUCUGAGGCAUGACGUCAUUCCUGCUCCUCAGUGAUGAAAAGCGAAGCUGGCAUGUGACCGGAACCGUCUAACUGUUUAAGCUGGACGAUCCAUCACCGCCAUCAUCAUCAUGGGCGCGAUGGCAGAUCCACAACUCAUCAACCGCCCCCCAGUCACAGCGUUCAUCACCCAGAGCUCCAUUCCUCCUCUACCUCGUACUCCUUCGAGGCCAGGUAACCGUCCCCGGGCGCUUUGGCCGCCGCUGGACUUCACUCUGGGUUCUCUGGCCUGCUGCGGCGCCUGUCUGUUUACCAACCCGCUGGAGGUGGUGAAGACUCGUCUGCAGCUGCAGGGGGAGCUACAGGCGCGUGGCUCGUACCAUCAGCACUACCGAGGGGUGCUGCAGGCUCUCUGGCUGGUGGGACGCACCGACGGCCUGCGCGGCCUGCAGAAGGGCCUCGCCGCCGGACUGCUCUACCAGGCUCUCAUGAACGGAGUCCGGCUCAGCUUCUACUCCUACACACAGGUCUCAGGGAUCAGCGACGUCCCGGGGGGAAACGUGGCAUCGGGGGCGGCUGCUGGGGCUUUAGGGGCCUUCAUUGCCUCUCCUGCUUACCUGAUAAAGACACACCUGCAGGCGCAGACUGUGGAGGCCAUCGCUGUGGGGCACCAGCACAACCACCAGGGAAUCUCCAGCGCCUUUGCUACCAUAUACAGGCGUGAGGGCGUGGUGGGUCUGUGGCGGGGCGUGAACGGCGCCGUGCCCAGGGUCAUGGUGGGCUCAGCGGCCCAGCUCGCCACCUUCAGCUCAGCCAAACAGUGGCUUACACACACACAGUGGUUCAGUCCGGACAGCUGGCUCGUCGCUCUGAUGGCGGCCAUGGUUAGUGGCGUCGCCGUGGCAAUCACCAUGACGCCGUUCGACGUCAUCAGCACGAGGCUUUACAACCAGCCCGUGGACGAGUUGAAGAAGGGUCGCUUCUACACCGGGUUCCUGGACUGCCUGGUGAAAGUGAGCCGCACAGAGGGGGUUCUGGGUCUGUAUAAGGGCAUGGGUCCCGUGUUCAUGCGCCUGGCGCCUCACACUGUGCUCAGCAUGCUGCUGUGGGACGUCAUGAGGCAAAAAGCUCUGCAGCACUACGCGCUCUGAGGAGAUCCUCCUCACCACACCGCUCCAUCACAGGGUUCCGCUCGGUCCUGCAGCCUCGCCUUCGCUCGGGUCUGACGCGGGGAAUUCAGGAGUCUCACACACAGGGACAGAAGCGUGUGUGGAUGUCUGAGGAAAAGCAUCACGGUCUUCCUUUCACUGUACAGACUGAGGAGAGUUCUGGGGUCGCCUCUCGCUGGUCUGGAACUCUCUCUGGAAUCAAAGCGCUCUGGACUUCUCCAAACUUCUGCUCAUCGUCCGGAGAACUCCAGAGAACUCCAGAGGACUCCAGAGGACUCCAGAGGACUCCAGAGAACUGUAGAACUUCCACUGGAUUAGGCUGAUUUGUGUUCCUGAAGAAAAUCAGAGAGAAACGUGUAAAUGUGGAGGAGAAAUCUGGUGGGGAAUUUUAGAUGAAAUAUGAAAACGACACACAGCAUUUAAACACAUUUACACACGACUCCUGCACAUGAAGAUAUCAGAACAGUGAUGAGGAUCAGAAAUGACCUGACGACACGCGGCUGUGUGAAGUCGGGAGAGUUCAGGAAUUCCAGCUGGGGUUCACGGGUUAGUCUUAAAAACUACAGGUGUGCGUGUGUGUGUGUGUGUGUGCGUGUGUGUGUGUGUGAGAGAGAGAGAGAGAGUGUGUGAGAACAUAUUUACUGGUGUGAAAUGAUAUAAAAGUCAUGAAGGACGGAACACACUGUGGUUUUCUGUGUAACGCUGCUUCAGCUCUGCCGCUGUGCCUGAUGCAUUAAAGAGCUGAUUUAUUAUUUUUGAAUGAACUGAACGUUGCAGGCUGAUGAACAGAAGACUGAUGCAGCUGGACCCCAAGUCGAAUGCUGUAAGAUUCAUGACGAGAUCUCUUUAAGCGCUGCGUGAACAUGUUCAUGUCGACCCGAAUCCUUGUAUUUUUUAAUCUGAUAUAAAACGCUUCAUUUGAAGACGCGGUGUUGUCUGUGAUUUAUUGUGACGCUGUUACUCGUUUAGCGUGUACUUAAAGUUGUCCUGGAUUAAUAGAAGAAACAAAUAAACAAACUAACGUAUUAUAGUUAAAAACUAUAGUAUAUAUUAUAGUUUUAAAAAUGUUUAUUUCAAUGUUUAACGGUUUCUUUUUUUGUCUCCAUGCACGACAAAAUCGUAAAAUAAAUAAUAUUUUACAUCCA
Molecule: messenger RNA, 2705 nt
Organism: Ictalurus furcatus (blue catfish)
Lineage: Eukaryota; Metazoa; Chordata; Actinopteri; Siluriformes; Ictaluridae
Gene: slc25a34
Product: solute carrier family 25 member 34
Exons: 8
Coding region: 523-1542 (339 amino acids)
Source: RefSeq, a predicted model, not a curated record